Messenger RNA from Cervus elaphus (red deer), 1959 nucleotides. RefSeq names its product succinyl-CoA:glutarate-CoA transferase (gene SUGCT). Bases 76 to 1392 code for a protein of 438 amino acids. The transcript has 14 exons. The record is from RefSeq and is a predicted model, not a curated record. NCBI's taxonomy places the organism in Eukaryota, Metazoa, Chordata, Mammalia, Artiodactyla, Cervidae. Gene Ontology annotation, molecular function: catalytic activity.
UCCGCGGGCGCCCCCAGUGGCUGCGCGAGCGCGGAGUUCUCCACUCGGGGAGCCAGGAUUUGUGAGCGGCGCGCAAUGCUGGCAUCGCUGGCGAGGGUCUCGGCUCUGCGGAGAACCGGCCUUUUCUCCCGCCGGGGCGGCGGGACGGGGCUGUGGACCGGCCGCCCGCAGUCAGAUACUGACAAUGUGAAGCCAUUGGAGGGUGUAAAGAUUCUGGAUCUAACAAGAGUACUGGCGGGACCUUUUGCUACUAUGAAUUUAGGAGACCUUGGAGCAGAAGUUAUAAAAGUGGAAAGACCAGGAGCUGGUGAUGAUACACGAACUUGGGGUCCACCUUUUGUGGGGACAGAAAGUACUUAUUUUCUCAGUGUUAACCGAAAUAAAAAAAGUAUAGCUGUUAAUAUCAAGGAUCCAAAAGGGGUGAAAAUCGUCAAAGAGCUUGCGGCUGUUUGCGAUGUAUUUGUAGAGAACUACGUCCCUGGCAAACUGUCUGCGAUGGGGCUGGGCUAUGAAGAUAUUGACAAGAUUGCGCCUCACAUGGUCUACUGUUCCAUCACAGGGUAUGGUCAGACAGGUCCACUGUCUCAGCGAGCUGGUUAUGAUGCUAUUGCCUCCGCUGUUUCUGGUCUAAUGCAUAUCACAGGACCCGAGGAUGGAGAUCCAGUUCGUCCAGGAGUGGCCAUGACUGAUCUUGCCACUGGCCUUUAUGCCUAUGGAGCCAUUAUGACUGGAUUGAUACACAGAUAUAAAACCGGAAAAGGACUGUUCAUUGAUUGCAACCUACUGUCAUCCCAGGUGGCGUGUUUGACCCAGGUAGCUGCUAAUUAUCUUAUUGGCCAAAAGGAAGCGAAAAGGUGGGGCACAGCUCAUGGCAGUAUUGUUCCUUACCAGGCUUUUAAAACCAAGGAUGGAUAUCUUGUAGUUGGAGCAGGAAAUAACCAACAGUUUGCAGCUGUGUGCAAGAUCUUGAAUUUGCCUGAACUGAUCAAUGAUUCCAAGUACAGAACUAACCACCUUCGGGUACAGAAUAGAAAAGAACUUAUUAAAAUAUUAUCAACACGGUUUAAGGAAGAAAUGACCAGCAAGUGGUUACAGCUCUUUGAAGGAAGUGGAGUCCCGUAUGGCCCAAUUAACAACAUGAAGAAUGUGUUUGCAGAGCCCCAGGUGUUACACAAUGACCUCAUUAUGGAGAUGCAGCAUCCAACUGUGGGAAAGAUAUCAGUCCCAGGCCCAGCUGUGAGAUACAGUAAGUUCAAGAUGUCAGAGGCCAGGCCGCCUCCCCUUCUCGGGCAGCACACGACGCACAUCCUGAAGGAGGUCCUCCGAUAUGAUGACAGGGCCAUCGGGGAGCUGCUCAGCACUGGAGUGGUGACCCAACAUGAGGUUGAGUGACAAAGGAAAAAUGCUUUUCUGCAAAAUCACAUCUGAAUGCAUUUUGCUAGCGAAGACAAAACAGCCUUUCUGGACCCUUCUCCCCAAAUCUGGUGCCUGCCACUGAAGAGUUAGAGGAAUUCCAGAUUUCCUGCCUGGCGUCUCCAGAAUGGCUCUGGUAUCAGUGAAUCUAGUGCUUUCUAAAUGUAUCCCACCUUUCAUUCCUCACUGUUUUCCCCCAGAUAAUAGAUUAAUUGCAGAUUUUUCUUUUUUUUUUGAAGAUUUUUUUUUUCUGGAAAAAUGCAUUCCUCAUUCUAAUUACGUUAAUAGCCUAAACGUUUGCCCCUCCAGCCCACGCAGGUCUGAAAAAGAGCAGAUCUCUUGAUGUUCUUUACUUGCACAUAAAGUCCUCAUUUAAACCUUUGUUAGGAAGUCAAAGCAGUAAGCAGAAUGACAGUCUCGGUGAUUGAUUUUAAACAGAAUAACUUAAUUUGAGCUCAUGAACCCUUUGUUAAUCUGUAAUUUAAACCAUGGAAUUUGUUAAUGUCCCUUAUAAAACUGAACUUCAUUUUCCCCUAUGGGGGUAAA